AUGGACGAAUACUAUGGCGGCCUGGGCCCCAUGGUAAAUGCAGUAUUGUGGGUGCAUGUCGUCGUCUUUGCGGUCUUCGUCGGCCUGAGAAUCUACACCCGUGCUAUGAUUCUUAAUUCGGUUGGUGUUGAUGAUUAUCUGGUAGUGGUCGCUUUGGUCUUCCAGAUCGUUUAUAGCGCCUUCGUCAGCCACGCGACACGAUACGGACUCGGACGACUUUUCCUGGACAUCAACAAUCCCCCGAUUUACUUCGAAGCUGUCAAAUAUGAAGUCUUCAGUCAGACCGCCGGUAUCAUGGUCAUUGGGGUGGGCAAGCUGGCCGUCGGUGUAUUCCUCCUGCGAAUUGUGCGAAACACGAUCCAAAUUGUCUUCAUCUGGGCCUUCCUCGCUGGAACCGUCUUCAUCACCCUCUUUGCAAGCAUUGUAGUCAUUGUUCAGUGCAUCCCGAUCGAGAAAACAUGGAACAAUUCAACCCCAGGACACUGCUGGAUCGAUUUCUCCAAAGUCGGCCUCACUGUCGGAUCUUGGUUCGUCGUUGCUGAUUUUGCCUUCGCUAUACUGCCCUGGUUUGUCAUCUGGGAUCUCAACAUGAAGCGAAAGGAGAAGAUCACAGUCGCAUGUGGUCUUAGUCUUGGUGUCUUCGCCGGUAUCUGCGGAAUCGUGCGAACAGUGGCGCUGAACGGACUGAAUGCACAGGAGUAUAUUCAUGACACCGUGCCCAUGCUCAUUUGGUCGGCCACCGAGAGUACCGUCACCAUCAUGUGCUCAUCGAUCCCCGUCCUGCGACCUCUUUACGUCCGCUUCCGCUACGGAAGCAAGGGCGACAGCAGCACCGGACAGUCUGGCGGCAAGACCUCCUAUCGUCUCCCGAUGUACGGCAACAACAGCCGCAAGUACGCAUUGGGCUCGCACGCGGCUGCAGAGGGACAGGCAGGCCCUGCUCAUCAAGCACAUAUUACCUACGGCGCAAAUGACAGCGAUGAGAGUAUUCUACGGGAUGCGAAGGGCCAGCUGUCUUCCGGCAAAGGGAUCAGGAGAACCGACGAGGUCUCCGUCAGCUACUCGGCAUAA
Molecule: messenger RNA, 1071 nt
Organism: Clonostachys rhizophaga
Lineage: Eukaryota; Fungi; Ascomycota; Sordariomycetes; Hypocreales; Bionectriaceae
Source: the annotation of a GenBank genome assembly